Mycotypha africana is the source of this 537-nucleotide messenger RNA. Its product is annotated as Yqey-like protein-domain-containing protein. Gene Ontology annotation, cellular component: mitochondrion. Bases 1 to 537 code for a protein of 178 amino acids. The record is from RefSeq and is a predicted model, not a curated record. Gene Ontology annotation, molecular function: carbon-nitrogen ligase activity, with glutamine as amido-N-donor. Lineage: Eukaryota; Fungi; Mucoromycota; Mucoromycetes; Mucorales; Mycotyphaceae. The transcript is spliced from 2 exons.
AUGUCAUCUUUUUUCCUUGCCAGAAUAAGCCUUAAACGUGUUCCAGUUUUUUUGAACAGAUAUUAUACCAGUGGUGCUGUCGGCGCAGAAUCGCUCAUCACUCGACUCAAAGAUGAUCGUAAAACCUUUAUGAAAGAAAAGAAACAAACCGAGCUCAAUGUCGUAAAAGGCCUAUUAAGUGAUUUCACCUAUCACGUGAAAAGUGCCAACUUUGCCGAAGGCUCCAGUGAAGAAGAGGCCUUACUAUCUGUUUUGCAAAAAGCCAUCAAGCGUCGUCAAGAUUCUAUCUCACAAUACGAGUCAGGUGGCCGACCAGAAUUAGCCAAGCAAGAAAGUGAUGAAUUGAAACUAUUGCAGUCCUAUUUACCAAAACAAAUGUCACCUGAAGAGAUUGAAGAAGAGUUGAAGGAAGUCAUUCACGAGGUGGGCGCUACAUCGGGAAGAGAUUUGGGUAAAGUGAUGAAGGCUUGGAAAUUUGAUGCAGUGAGGGCUGAUCGAAAGGUUGUUAGUGACAUUGCAAAGAAGUUGUUACAAUAA